Aspergillus candidus is the source of this 2007-nucleotide messenger RNA. RefSeq lists its product as uncharacterized. The transcript is spliced from 6 exons. The record is from RefSeq and is a predicted model, not a curated record. Bases 1 to 2007 code for a protein of 668 amino acids. Lineage: Eukaryota; Fungi; Ascomycota; Eurotiomycetes; Eurotiales; Aspergillaceae.
AUGGUGAAUCUAUUCUCCUCCCUUCUAGCUUCCGGCCUUGCAGCCGAGCUUGCAUGGGCAGGGUCGGUGCCCUACCACCCAAGCGGUUGGUCUGCCGCAACAUAUUGCCCCGCCACGCUCGGAAUGAAAAAGUGGCACUGUGAUGACAAGUUCUGCGGUGGAGAGAACCCCGACGAUAAGGGCCAUUGCAAGCUGGUCAUUCUGCAACGACUCCCCACGGGCUAUAACGGCCAGGAAUUACAGCAGCCUAUGGGAUGGGAAUACACAAAAGCUUGCGAGUGCACCACCGGUGAUAAGGAUGGUCACGAUGGUGUCUCGCCCAUCGUAGGGCUGAUACCCUGGAUCCCCCCCAUCGGCUUUCUAUUUCCGCCCGCUGGCGUCCCUCACCCCAAGAAGGCGGACACAUGUCCUGAGGACUAUGCCAAGGUCAAAUGCAAGGACUGUAAAGCGUUGAAGAACUGGUGUACAGCAGGUGAUCAUGCAGGCUGUCCGUGUACUGACGAUUGUCCUGCUGACGGGGAUGACAACAUGCCUGAUUGUGACGAUGACGCCUGUCAGGGUGUCGACGAGAAAUGUGCGGUGGGUCUCCACAAGGACUGCAAAUGCAAGGAUAGCAAGCCCGGCUGUCCGAAUUUGGAAGAGAAAUACCUGAACUGCGGGGCCGACUACUGUAAGGGAGAGAAGAAGGAUGGGGAUGAUGAGACCAAAUGCACGGCUGAAGGGGAAUUUAACGAAUGCGAGUGCAACCCCCGAGACAGGGGUAUCCAUUUUGCUGGAGGGGAAGAGACUGAAGCUACAUUGGGUGAUCUGAACAGCCUUCGGCAGAAAAUACUUAGGUUUGCCGAGGAGGCUGACAGCGAAAUCAUUGGCACCACUUGCGGGGGCGACCCGACUGAAACAGUCGACAUUGAUACCGGCUUCAUGGAGAAGAUGGUAGACAAAUUCUGCGGCGGUGAAGAUGACGAUGCCCGACUUUUUAACUCGAUGAUUAACUCAAAUGAGUACGGGGAAUACAACUUCCACUUCACUAGGAAGGUGGGCAAGGGGUGCAAGACAUCCUGCAAGGAUGCUGUUAUGGACUUGAUCAAAAAAUGCGAGCCAAACAGUCACUCUAUCCGUUCCAGUGCCGAAGGUACAAUUGACAAGUGUGGUGCUUCUUAUUCGUACAGUAUCACCGCGGGCGAAGGGUGCUCUGACGAUGCCACUGGACUCCCAGGGACGCUAUUCCGAGACACUCUCACCGACGACUUCUGUGGGGCUGUGGACGAGAAGAACAAGCUAGUAUGGGCUGUCGAUAGCUCGGGGAAGAAGAGCAAUUUCAUCAAGCGCGAUGUCCCGCACUUCCUUGAAAAACGUACCCCUCCAGUCAACUCCAAGUCCUACACCAAGUUCAAGACCACACUGAUGUUUGCGCCAACCGGUGCCGGAACCUGCACCAAGAGCUGCAAGGAUGCGUUCUACAAAAUCUCCCAAGGAAAAUGUGGAACUAUGGGCAAUGAACAAAAUAUGAUGGCCACGAAUGGCGCUUUGGACGUGGGCUGUGGCACCUACUCUUACGAAGUACGUUGGACGGGCCAGAAAGAGAUCCAGAAACAACACUGUCACGGCAAAGACGAGUUCCCGGGCCACACGGACACGCAGACAAGCGAGGGUGUCUGGAAAGACCUACUUUGGAAGGCCUGCGGAGCAUCAAAAAGAGAGGAAUUGAAGGUCAUCAAGGGCAAGAAGACAGAUGUCGACUAUGUCGCGACAAAAGAAUCUGGCAACUUCAAUGACCCGCAUGACUACAAGUUCUCAGUGUAUUGGGUGGACGGUUGUGAACUGGAUGGUGGAGACACCGAGCAGUCACACACCUAUCCAUUGGGCAAGGAUUACCGGUAUAAGGGUAAGGAGGUAACUUGUGAAUCCUUGCUUCGCGGUAACUUUUUGGAAUGUACAAAUAAUGGCGGCGCGGGUGGUUGGAUUGACGCCGGAUGUGCCCGAUACGCCUUCCGACCGACGAGGUAG